Molecule: messenger RNA, 2277 nt
Organism: Malania oleifera
Lineage: Eukaryota; Viridiplantae; Streptophyta; Magnoliopsida; Santalales; Ximeniaceae
Product: heat shock cognate 70 kDa protein 2-like
Exons: 2
Coding region: 133-2073 (646 amino acids)
Biological process (GO): cellular response to unfolded protein; protein refolding
Cellular component (GO): cytoplasm
Molecular function (GO): ATP hydrolysis activity; heat shock protein binding; ATP binding
Source: RefSeq, a predicted model, not a curated record
GAGGAAUAUUCUGGAACCCUAACUCUUCUCACUAUAAAUAUUCUCUUUCUCUGCUUGCAGCCGUUCUCACUUCGAUCUCGCUCCAGCUCGAGCCCUUAAACUUGCUGAAUCUUUUCGGAGCGAGAACGAAGAAUGGCCGGUAAAGGUGAAGGUCCGGCGAUCGGAAUAGAUCUGGGCACUACCUACUCAUGUGUUGGAGUUUGGCAGCACGAUCGUGUUGAGAUCAUAGCCAAUGAUCAAGGCAACAGGACUACGCCUUCCUAUGUCGGCUUCACCGAUACGGAGCGUUUGAUCGGUGAUGCUGCUAAGAAUCAGGUUGCUAUGAACCCUACCAACACUGUAUUCGAUGCAAAGCGCUUGAUCGGUAGGAGAUUCAGUGAUGCCCCAGUUCAGAGUGACAUAAAAUUGUGGCCUUUCAAAGUCAUUGCUGGUCCUGGGGACAAGCCAAUGAUUGUGGUCAACUACAAGGGCGAAGAGAAGCAGUUUGCGGCUGAGGAAAUCUCAUCCAUGGUUCUCAUAAAGAUGCGUGAGAUUGCAGAGGCCUACCUUGGUUCAACUGUGAAGAAUGCUGUUGUCACUGUUCCUGCAUAUUUCAAUGACUCGCAGCGGCAGGCUACUAAGGAUGCUGGUGUCAUUGCUGGUCUCAAUGUCAUGCGUAUUAUUAAUGAGCCAACCGCCGCUGCUAUUGCCUAUGGUCUUGACAAGAAAGCUACCAGUGUUGGUGAGAAGAAUGUGCUCAUCUUUGAUCUUGGUGGUGGCACUUUUGAUGUCUCCCUCCUCACUAUUGAAGAGGGUAUUUUUGAAGUGAAAGCAACAGCUGGAGACACCCAUCUGGGAGGAGAAGAUUUUGACAAUAGAAUGGUGAAUCAUUUUGUUCAAGAGUUCAAGAGAAAGAACAAGAAGGACAUCAGCAAUAACCCUAGAUCAUUGAGGAGACUGAGGACCUCGUGUGAGAGGGCAAAGAGGACUCUUUCCUCCACUGCUCAGACCACUAUUGAGAUUGACUCUUUGUUUGAGGGUAUUGACUUCUACUCAACAAUUACCCGUGCCAGAUUUGAGGAGCUCAACAUGGAUCUCUUCAGAAAGUGCAUGGAGCCUGUGGAGAAAUGCUUGAGAGAUGCUAAAAUGGACAAGAGCAGUGUCCAUGAUGUUGUUCUUGUUGGUGGCUCUACUAGGAUCCCCAAGGUGCAGCAGCUGUUGCAGGACUUCUUUAACGGGAAGGAGCUUUGCAAGAGCAUAAAUCCUGAUGAAGCAGUUGCCUAUGGUGCUGCUGUUCAAGCUGCUAUUUUGAGUGGCGAGGGCAAUGAGAAGGUUCAGGACCUCCUGUUGUUGGAUGUCACCCCUCUCUCCCUUGGUUUGGAAACUGCUGGAGGAGUCAUGACUGUGUUGAUCCCGAGGAACACCACCAUCCCAACAAAGAAGGAACAGGUGUUCUCUACCUACUCAGAUAACCAACCUGGUGUGUUGAUUCAGGUGUAUGAAGGCGAGAGAACCAGAACUAGAGAUAAUAACUUGCUGGGUAAAUUUGAGCUCUCGGGCAUUCCUCCUGCCCCCAGGGGUGUUCCUCAGAUCACUGUUUGUUUUGACAUCGAUGCAAAUGGUAUAUUGAAUGUCUCUGCUGAGGACAAAACAACUGGGCAGAAAAACAAGAUUACGAUCACCAAUGACAAGGGCAGGCUGUCAAAAGAGGAAAUUGAGAAGAUGGUCCAAGAAGCAGAGAAGUACAAGUCUGAGGAUGAGGAACAUAAGAAGAAGGUGGAAGCUAAGAAUGCCCUUGAGAACUACUCGUACAACAUGAGGAACACCAUAAAGGACGAGAAGAUUGGCGACAAGCUGAACCCUGCAGACAAGAAAAAGAUUGAAGAUGCAAUUGAACAAGCCAUUCAGUGGCUUGACAGCAACCAACUGGCAGAAGCAGAUGAGUUUGAGGAUAAGAUGAAGGAGCUUGAGAGCAUUUGCAACCCCAUCAUUGCUAAGAUGUACCAAGGUGCAGGUGCUGAUAUGGGUGGCUCUAUGGAUGAGGAUGCUCCUGCCAGCGGUGGUCCUGGCCCCAAGAUUGAGGAGGUCGACUAAAUCUAUUCAUGUAGGCUAGUUUCAUAUUUUUAUUUCGACUGGUGUGUUAGAUAGCUAGCUUUAUCGGCACUGUGAUUUGAAUUAUUUUCAUGGCUAGGAAGGACACCGUGGAUUCCAAGUUUUGCUGCUUUUAAGUGCUCAUUUCCCAUUUUGGGUUAUCUCAUGUAUGAGACAAUUGAAUUAGAAGUAUUGGUGCUUCCAUCU